CGCAAACCCAGCAUGCGAUAUUAAAUGGGAGUCAACAAUUAUGAAUUUUAAUUACUCUUUACUGGAAAGUCAUACCUUUAAGCACUCUACAGCGUUAAAAAUUAGUUUCAAAGCUUCCAAUGAAGAUUAUGGAAAACGAAUAAGAUGUAGUACUGAAUGUCAAUACUUCCAGAAUACUCUUACAAAUUCUACAAAUGUCAUAUUCGCAAAAAAGCCAAAAGUUGUUAUAAAUUCAACCCCAGUAUUACCUGUUUCACCAAAAACCUACAUAGUUCUCACUUGUGCUGCAAAUUCCCAUCCUGUUGGAAAUAUCACUUGGACGAUGGUGAAAACAUCUCAUUCAUUAUUUGCACAAACAACGUUGUGUUACAAUACAUCAACAUGUAUUUAUGAACUUACUACAUCUGACGUUGAACAGGAGUAUGAGUGCAUUGCAAACAAUGAACAUGGCAGUGACAGAGGAUCUAUAAUUGUUACAGUUCAGGAACGUAAAGAGAAAAAAGAACUGAUACAAAGUGAACGAGGAAGUUUUUUAUGGAUAGUAGUUUCUGUUAUUGCUGUUGUCACUUUAGGAAGUUUUGUCCUGAUUGUGUGCGGAUGUCGUAAGCGCUGGAAUAGGGUGUACGAGAAUAUUAAUACACAUCAAGUACGGAAUAUGUACCAAGGCAUUGCAGUCACUUCUUUAAACAGGCCUACUGAGUUAGACGAAACGACGUCCCCAAGAGUUUAUGAUGAGAUUGACGAAAACAACUUGUCAAUGGUACAGGCUGAAACUAGUUUGACGACAGAUGAGACUGGAAAUAAUCAAAUCCAGAGAGAAAAUAGUAAAACGUAUGAUACGAUAAGCGAAACAAUCUCGACAGGUACACAUACCAGUGAAAUGACACAUGACUACUCAGCGCCAACGAAUCUAGGAAGUUUAAGACAGGAAACAGACUCGGAAGGAAGGGAAGGCUACUUACAUGUGAUUUAUGAGUUACAUUAAAACGAAAUAAAAAAACACAACAAUGGACUUAAACAGGUUGAAAUAAUGUUACAGGCUAUAUUUCAAGCAAACAUAUUAAGCAAUAAAUACAUUUUAGCAUGUUCGGACAACUGCAGUAAGAUAACAAUCCGAUUUUCCUUGUAUAUGAAGUUAGGCAUACUAUCUAUCGACAUAUGUGUAUACUAUGUUAAUUGUUUGUAUCAGAAUUACUUGAAUUGUUUUGUUUAAAUUUUCUUCUACCUUUGUAGUGGUAUUUGUCGUAAAGCUACUUGCGUGUUUAGUUCAUCUGCAGCUUAUUGUAUAUAGCUUGAAUGUAUUUUAUAUGGACUUAAACGAUGGGAUGGAUAUUGCAGUUUCUGUUUCAAUACUCGUUUUAUCUUAUUGUUAAUGUAUUUUUAAGAAAUAAA
Molecule: messenger RNA, 1392 nt
Organism: Mya arenaria
Lineage: Eukaryota; Metazoa; Mollusca; Bivalvia; Myida; Myidae
Exons: 5
Coding region: 41-985 (314 amino acids)
Source: RefSeq, a predicted model, not a curated record